This is a messenger RNA of Chelonus insularis, 1391 nucleotides long. RefSeq names its product ubiquitin conjugating enzyme 6 (gene Ubc6). The transcript has 4 exons. NCBI's taxonomy places the organism in Eukaryota, Metazoa, Arthropoda, Insecta, Hymenoptera, Braconidae. Gene Ontology annotation, biological process: DNA repair; proteasome-mediated ubiquitin-dependent protein catabolic process; protein polyubiquitination. The coding region runs from base 537 to 1022 and encodes 161 amino acids. Gene Ontology annotation, molecular function: ubiquitin conjugating enzyme activity. Gene Ontology annotation, cellular component: HULC complex. The record is from RefSeq and is a predicted model, not a curated record.
CUCUAUCAGGUCUGUAAUUCCAUGUCCAAGAUCGUUUUGGCAGUCUUAACUCUUUCGUAUAUAUUAGAACAUCGAAAAUUCCCGACAGAGUGCUAUAGCUAGUGUCCGUCAUAAUACGUUUUCAUGAUAAUCGGGUGUAGAGUCUUCAGAGACCCUCCCUUAACACUCGAUCAAUUGUAAUUAUCCAAGACAAACUGAGUUUAGUGAUCUAAAGAAUUUUGUUGUGUUGUUUGCACACGGAAGUGAGAAGAGACUUUUCGACAGCGCGUAACGGUAUUGUGCAAAGAGGGCGACCUUCAGAAUUGACAAAAGCUCCUACUUGAGUUCUAUAUACGUUGCAAUUGAAGACUGAGUUCUUUAUACAAUCAGUACCUAGUCUUUGAAGCAUCAAAAUACCUGAAACAAAACGUGUCGUUGAAUAUUUCAUCUCUAAAAGACCACAAGCAGACAUUAGAACUGCGUCAGUACCUAGAGGUCAUCGAAAGCAUUGCCAGACUUUGUCCGACUGAUUUUAUUCGUGGGGCACACACUCAGAAAUGUCUACUCCAGCACGACGAAGACUCAUGAGAGAUUUCAAAAGGUUACAAGAGGAUCCACCAACUGGAGUUUCUGGUGCACCUACUGACAAUAAUAUUAUGAUAUGGAAUGCUGUUAUUUUUGGGCCUCAUGACACACCCUUUGAAGACGGUACUUUUAAACUUACAAUAGAAUUCACAGAAGAGUAUCCAAAUAAACCACCAACAGUUAGAUUUGUUAGUAAAAUGUUUCAUCCGAAUGUGUAUGCCGAUGGAGGAAUAUGUUUGGAUAUUUUACAAAAUCGUUGGAGUCCAACCUACGAUGUGUCAGCUAUUUUAACUUCUAUACAGUCACUGUUGGAUGAACCAAACCCAAAUUCACCAGCAAAUUCCUUAGCAGCUCAGCUGUAUCAAGAAAAUAAACGAGAAUAUGAGAAACGUGUUGCUACUGUUGUGGAACAAUCUUGGUUGAAUUUUCAAGACACUCACGUGGAAGAUCCCCGCUGACAUUAGGUUCAUAAAAAAUCAGCAACCGAGCCCGUUCGACUUCUAAGAAAGGGCCAUGAAGAUAUUAAUAAUUUGUAUCCUCAUUCCACUCGUUAAGGAUAAGAAAAAGCUGAAAAAAAUCUCAUAAAAUAAAAAAUUGCAGAAUUUUUUCUUAUGUCUAUCCUUGCGAUAACUUCUUGUGAUUGUUAUUUUUAAGCAAUGUGUGUACUAAUUAUUUUCAUUUAGCUUAGAGUUUAAAUGACUUUAUAAAAGUAUAGAAUCUCCAAGUGACUUAAUGAAAUAAAAUGUUAUACACAAUUAUUAUUGUAGUAAUAAAUUGAUUAAAAGAAUGUUAUUCAAAAUUGAUUAGAUUACAUUAGGGUUUUAAAA